Molecule: messenger RNA, 1625 nt
Organism: Vitis riparia (riverbank grape)
Lineage: Eukaryota; Viridiplantae; Streptophyta; Magnoliopsida; Vitales; Vitaceae
Product: putative clathrin assembly protein At2g25430
Exons: 1
Coding region: 11-1378 (455 amino acids)
Biological process (GO): clathrin coat assembly; vesicle budding from membrane; clathrin-dependent endocytosis
Cellular component (GO): clathrin-coated pit; clathrin-coated vesicle
Molecular function (GO): 1-phosphatidylinositol binding; clathrin heavy chain binding; phosphatidylinositol-4,5-bisphosphate binding
Source: RefSeq, a predicted model, not a curated record
GAGUUUCAAAAUGCAGAGGAGAAUCCGGCAAGUUUUCACUGCUUUGAGAGAGCAGGGCUGCGUGGGUCAUGCUAAGGUUGCUACCAUAGGAGGGUUCUGUGACCUCGAUCUUGUGAUCGUGAAGGCCACGGCUCCUAAUGACUUGCCACUGUCGGAGAGAUAUGUUCAUCAGCUUUUGAAAAUCUUCUCUAUUUCUCCCGCAUCGUUCCAAGCCUUUUCACACAGCUUUACUCGCCGCUUUGGGAGGACUCGCUGCUGGAGGGUGGCGCUAAAGUGUCUGCUUCUCCUCCAUCGCUUGCUUAGAAUGGUGCCUCAAGACAGCCCCUUUCGGGCUGAACUCCUUUGGAUUCGAUCCAACGGCUUGCUCUCCCUCUAUCCCUGUCAUUUUAGGGACACUUCUUCCUCUUCUUCCCAGGACUACACCGCUUUCAUCACAUUCUAUGCUCAACUCCUGGAUGAAGCCAUUGACUGCUUCUCCAUGGAUGAUAAGGCCACUGAGAAUGGAUCAGAAGAGUUCGAGAGCUUAUCGGAUAAAAUGAAAGAAAUGGGGCGAGUCCUCGAGGUGCUGCCGCAGCUCCAGAGCCUCAUCGAUCGAGUGAUGGACUGCCGCCCGACGGGUUCAGCUUCUCGUAGCUUCCUCAUCAAGUCAGCAAUGAAACACAUCAUUAGAGACAGUUUCACCUGUUACAGCACAUUCCAGAGGGAGAUUGUUGUGGUGAUGGACAACCUCUUUCAGCUCCCAUAUCGCAGCUGUAUUGCAGCUUUUAAUAUUUACAAGAAGGCAGCCGUACAAGCCGCUCAGCUCUGUGAGUUUUAUGAUUGGUGUAAAGCCGGAGGACUCUGUGGAUCAUACGAGUACCCCUUUAUAGAUAGAAUUCCACAUUUACAGAUUCGAGCUCUUGAAAAUGUCCUCCAUGGAAUGUGGCAGCUAACGGAAUCGUCUUCAUCCAACACGUCGUCAUCCUCAAUGUUGGGGUCUCCAUCUCCAUCCAGUUUCACGGAAGAUGAUGGCGACAAACAGAUGGUACGGACGAGGGAGAUUGUGGUUAGCACUCGAUGGGAGAAGUUUGAGGAAGAUGAGGAGAAGCCCCUACUUCAGAUGGAGGUUAGCAAUGCGAGCUGGGAGGCCCUUCUAGAAGCGUCCAUUGUAGUCUCUCAUGUCCCGCCAAACUACUUGUUCUGGAACUCCAAUGGCUAUAGCCAUGGAUACAAUGAUCAAAUCAAGGACCCGCACGAAGAUUCGCAAUUGAUGGAUGGAUGGAAGAUGCAGAUAUAUAAUCCUUUCUAUCACCCUCAAAACAUGAUAAAUUAUCAUGGGUUGGAACGGCAAGUAGCCCUACAGAACCAUGGAGACAAUGAGGCUUCAGAAAAGGUCUAGUUAGGCUUACGAUAUCAAAGGCUGUUUCAUUUCCAUGACGAUGGAAUGGUUUGUUUGGCCAGCAACUAGCUAGAUGGAUGGCUUUUCUAGGAAUGCGUUUUACUGCAUUUGUGUGUGAGCAUGUGUACCAAUUUUAUUGAUUAGUUUUUGGCACAUAUUUCCUAUGUUCUUCUCCUCUAUUUGAAUAGUUUGUUCCUUUUGCUCAUCUUCAUGAGCAAUAACAGUACAUGAUAUAUCAUGGAUUGUA